AUGCCAUUGACAACACAAGUUCAAGCUGUCAGUGUUGACCGCCUGACAUACCGCUCGACCAUCCCAUUCGAGGCAGCCGAGUCUCGCCUCCGCUCGUCGAUCCAGAAAGAUCCCAGAUGGUCCCAGUUCCAGGACAAACCGGGUUCUCGGCCUGCGGACAGAGAGUCGUUCGAAGCCUUCAUCACGGCUCAAGUCGGGCCUCACGGCUUCAUGUACUUCAAUGAAUACAACCACGGCGCGUGGCUACCUCUAUACGACCCGCCUACAAUAAAGGCUGCCGAUGCAAAUGGGGGGACGAAGAAACUGAGAGCCGUCAGAUUCAUUCUGGGCAAUCCACUGAUCGCAAUCACGAUGCUCCGCCAUGAUCUAGAUGCCGGUCUGUCCGUCCCUGUCGAGCUGUAUCUUGUCGAGGAGGCCAACGGCACGAGGGUCGUGUGGUUCAGGCCGAGUGGUCUUGUCGCUGGAUAUGAGGGCGCCGGUGUUGAGUUGGUGGAAGCCGCCAAAGCAUUGGACGCGAAGCUCGAGAAGCUCGUCAGGUGGGUUCUGAGUGAGAGCCUUGAAAGCCACGCGUAG
Exophiala spinifera is the source of this 573-nucleotide messenger RNA. RefSeq lists its product as uncharacterized. The transcript has a single exon. NCBI's taxonomy places the organism in Eukaryota, Fungi, Ascomycota, Eurotiomycetes, Chaetothyriales, Herpotrichiellaceae. The record is from RefSeq and is a predicted model, not a curated record. The coding region runs from base 1 to 573 and encodes 190 amino acids.